UGAAAUAUGAAUUAAUCUAUUUGAAAGUAAGAUAUUAUUGCAUUGGUAGAAAAAAGAUUUGACAGAUAAAGUUGUAUAUGUACAGAGUAUUUUACCUUUAUCCGUUAACAUCGACCAGCCAAUAGUUAAAUGUUUUUUUGAAAUUGUUUCAUGUGAAUUGGUUCGAAUUUGGAAUUGUGAAAAUUAUUUGUUUCGAUCGGCUGUUAGUCGUCAUCAACAAUGGCUGAUGAGCGAUCACGACCGAAUCUAGGCGUUACUGAGCCAAUAUCUUUGUCUAUGCCUAAAGAAUCGGAUAUUGAGGCUACAAAAGCGCUAGAAGAUUGCCUAAGAAAAUAUCAGCUAGUAGAAAGUGAAGAAGAAUUAAACAAACGUUGCCUUAUAUUGAGCCAAUUGAAUAAAACACUAAAAGAAUGGGUUAAAGAAAUUUCGGCACGAAAAUUACCUCAACAUAUGGCCGAUCAAAUGAAUGGAAAGAUUUUUACCUUUGGCUCAUAUCGUUUGGGUGUCCAUACCAGAGAUGCCGAUAUCGAUACAUUGAUUGUCGUUCCUCGUCAUAUUGAACGUGUUGAUUUUUUUGCCACUUUUCCAAAUCACCUCAAAAAGAUAUCGAAAUGUGAAUAUGUUCGAUCUGUGGAAGAAGCUUUUGUACCCGUCAUGAAAACUAAAAUCGAUGGUAUUGAACUGGAUAUUCUUUUUUCACGGUUGGCAUUAAAAAAUAUAUCAGAAGUUCAAGAUCUUCGUGAUGCAACAUUGUUGAAAAAUUUAGAUGAAAAAAGUGUCCGUUCAUUGAAUGGUUGUCGUGUGACGGAUGAUAUUUUACUUUUAGUUCCCAAUCAUGAAUCAUUUCGUCUUGCUUUAAGAGCUGUAAAAUUCUGGGCCAAGCGUCGUGGUAUUUAUUCGAAUGUUCUUGGUUAUUUGGGUGGUGUAUCCUGGGCUAUGCUAGUUGCUAGAACCUGUCAACUUUAUCCUAACGCUAGUGCAUCAACAUUGUUGCAGAAAUUCUUUUUAGUAUUUAGACAAUGGCCUUGGCCAAAACCUGUAUUGUUGAGAUUCAAUUCUGAUGAUUUUGUUAACCUGGGAUUUCCUGUUUGGGAUCCAAGAGAGAAUGCCAGUGAUCGUUUUCAUUUGAUGCCCAUCAUUACACCAUCAUAUCCUCAGCAAAAUUCUACGUUUAAUGUUACCAAUUCUACGCGUGAAAUUUUGAAAGAAGAAUUCUAUCAUGCAUCAUCCGUGGCAGAUGAAAUUAUAACUGGCAAUUGGCCAUGGGAUAGCCUAUUCGAGCCAGUAGCAUUUUUCCAGAAAUAUCGACAUUACAUUGCAAUUAUAGUGAGCACACAAGCAGAAUGGACAGGACUAGUGGAAUCAAAAAUUCGUAUUUUAGUACAAAAUCUUGAACGACAUCGGCCAAUAGAAAUCGCUCAUGUUUUUCCAAAAUCCUUUAAUCGUAAAAUUCCUGAUUCGGAUGAAUCAUCGGCUAUUAAAUCAUCCGAAAUUGAAAAUGAAUCGGUAAAUACAAAUAAUGGGAACAAUAUGAAAAAUGAUCAAAACAACAGCAGAAAUGAUGUAAAUAUGGAUAAAAUUUCCUGUCCAAAUAAUGAAAGUGAAAAAACAACGAAUGAUGAUAAUUCGGGGUUCGAUAAGAAAUUGGGCAAUGGUAAUGAUUCCUCUAAUCAAAAUGGUAAUUUGUCGGUAACAACUGCCACUUCGACCACCACAGCCAGUACAGAUAUGCAAGAUCAAGAAGAUUCGAACAAAAACGAUUCGAAAAUGAAAGAGCAGAAAAUCUGGUUUAUUGGAUUGCGAUUUCGUAAGAAUGAAGAAUCAAAUGUCGAUCUCACACAGGAUACUAGAAUUUUUGUUGAAACAAUUUUAAAUGCAGCUGUGACAUUCUUUACCGACGAUAUGCUUAUUGAUAUCAAACAUGUUAAAAAACGGGAUCUUAUCCACUAUUUGCCACCUGAAGAGGCGAACACAAUUACCAUUUCGAAAAAAUCUAAAUCGUCAUCGAAUCUUGGUUCGACACCGAAUAGUGAGAAGAAAAAAAGAAAAAUUGAACAUAAUAAUCACAAUGAAGAAAUGGGCGACAGCAGCGGAGGUGAUACAUCGGCCAACACUUUGAAAGCUAAUAAGAACGAAGAUUCAUCUGUUGAUAUUCGUAAGAUUCGACGAAAUACAUCAUCUUCUGAUCCAGAAUCGGCAACAUCUGUUGCUGCAACGACUAGCGCUUGAUAAAAAAAAUGGGUUCAUAAUCCAUAUAUAUAAAUAUUCUGUAAUUAAUAUUCUAUUAUAGCUCAUUGAAGAAUCAACUUUAAAAAAAUUAAUACCCAAAGAACAAACAUAUUAACGAAUUUUUCAUGUAAAUAUUAUCAUUAAUCAUUUUUUGUAAUUGAGAUUUAGUUUUAGCAAAAUAACAAUAAUUAUUAUUACUCAUCAUCAAUCCACAAACACGAAAAAUAGAAAAAAAAAUCAAAUUCAUUCAAAUACAUCAGGUAAAACAACAAUAUGCACGAUAUCACAUUACUCACAUCUUUAGUUUUAAUUAAAAAGUCAUUCCACUUGUUCAAAUUGGGUAAAUGCACUGAACUGUAUGCUAUCAAAAAAAAAAAAAAAAAAAAAUUCUUACUUUUGAAAUAUUCAUCCUAAUCAUUAAUUCACAAUUCGAUUCUAAGAAAUUUAAUUAUUAUUAUGUAAAUAAUUUUUUUAUUUGGAAAAUAAAAGGAUUUUUUUCAAAUUAA
This is a messenger RNA of Dermatophagoides farinae (American house dust mite), 2735 nucleotides long. It is a transcript of the gene hrg, whose product is annotated as poly(A) polymerase hiiragi. The record is from RefSeq and is a predicted model, not a curated record. Lineage: Eukaryota; Metazoa; Arthropoda; Arachnida; Sarcoptiformes; Pyroglyphidae. Gene Ontology annotation, cellular component: nucleus. Gene Ontology annotation, biological process: RNA 3'-end processing. Gene Ontology annotation, molecular function: RNA binding; poly(A) RNA polymerase activity.